AUGGAAUCCUGUAAUUCCAUUCGAACUCCUCUUGAAGCAUGGUUGCAUUUGGAUAAAGAUGGUUCAGGCGAGUUAGUGGAUGCUUCUACUUAUCAAAGUCUAGUCGGCAGCUUUCGGUACUUUACAUCUACAAGACCCGAUAUUGCAUUUGGAGUUGGUCUUAUCAGCAUAUUUAUGGAAACACCGCGCCAAGCUCAAUGGCAAGCUGCAAAACGGAUUCUACGGUAUGUUAAAGGCACAUGCAAUGAAGGCAUUCUUUAUGAGGCUGGUGACAACAAAUGUAAUCUUGUUGGGUUCUUUGAUAGCGAUUGGGCGGGUAAUAUGGAAGAUAAGAAACGCACUACAAGCUAUGUGUUUCAUCGUGGUUCAGGCAUGAUUUUUUGGUCAUCAAAGAAACAACAGGUAGUUGCUUUAUCAACAAUAGAGGUCGAAUAUAUGGCUGCAACAUCAUGUGCAACUCAAGCUGUUUGGUUGCGACGAGUACUUGAAGAAAUGAAUCACAAGCAAGCUCAUCCAACAAUGAUUUUCUAG
This is a messenger RNA of Daucus carota subsp. sativus, 531 nucleotides long. Its product is annotated as secreted RxLR effector protein 161-like. Lineage: Eukaryota; Viridiplantae; Streptophyta; Magnoliopsida; Apiales; Apiaceae. The coding region runs from base 1 to 531 and encodes 176 amino acids. The transcript has a single exon. The record is from RefSeq and is a predicted model, not a curated record.